This is a messenger RNA of Oppiella nova, 652 nucleotides long. NCBI's taxonomy places the organism in Eukaryota, Metazoa, Arthropoda, Arachnida, Sarcoptiformes, Oppiidae. The record is from the annotation of a GenBank genome assembly.
AUCUCUCAAACCCUUAAUCACUGCCAAAAUGUCCGAAGAGUUUGAGGUCAACAGUGAAGACGUGUUUUUGUCUGAAAUGUUAGAUUUGGAGCAAAACAAUGAAAACACAGGUAUUGGCGACCAAUCCACUGAUGAGGAGAUGCCCUUUGGUUUCAAUAGUCUUCUGAGGGAUCCGUUGAAAGUGAGUCGAAAUAAACUGGACUUUAGUAUCGGAUCCCAAACGCCCAGAAACUCAGUGAACGAACGGAAGCGCAAAAACCCUCGAAGAUGUCUCUCGGAAAUGCUCGACAACUCCUCCUCCUUCUCAUCUCCAGAGGCCAACACGAGUCCAAUGCAUCUCCAGUUCGGACAGAAAUCCAAAGACAUGUCAAUCGAUGAGCAAAACUCUUCGCUCUUCUCUCCACUCUUUACUCAAAUUAAAACCCAGUCUUCGGUCGAGAACUCAGAGAACGACUCAUUAGUGGCCAACACUUCGAUGACUUCGGUCUGCUCUCCGAUGUUCUCGACUAAUGAGUUGAAUGGCAUUCCCCUGAAGAGACCGAAUGCCUUUAAGAUACGUAAAAGCAAUUCAUUGGUGUCUUCGAGUCAUAAGAGGACACCAUUCGUGAGAUGGCAUUCCGCUAAUGAGGCGACGAUUAUGAAAGCCGUUCAG